AAUGCAGCCCCUGGCUACAAAGACUGGAUCUAGUUUCACAGAGAGAGAUUCAGAAGCAGAAUUUUAAAAAAAAGAAGAAGAAAAAAAAAAAAAAGUGGGGGGAGAAGAGAGAGAAAGCAAGAAAAGCAGACGAGUGGAUUUUAAACAAACAUAUCUUUCUGCAGAAGACCAUUCUCUCUCUCCGCUGCUGGGAAAGCUACUCUGAACCCUGCUGUAUAUUUUUUUUUUUUGGAGGGGGGGAGGAAGAAGAAGAAGACUUGAUUGUCUGCUUGGAUCUAAUGAUUUACUGGCUUUCAACUGCGUUUUUCCCCUCUCCUAAGGAUUCCUCAAAAAACGGCUUAAUUAUUUUCAGCUUUUCUCUUCCACCUGCCUGUCUGCAGAGACACCAAAGGUUCUUCCUUCCUUUCCCUCCCCACCCCCAUUUCUUUUAGGGUAUUUUUUUGUCCCCCCCCGUCUCUCUUCGGUAUACACACAGCUACGUCUAAGUGUGUAUGUAUAGAUAUACGUAGAGGCAAGAGUGGAGGGAGCGGAGGGAGAGCGAGCUCUGCCUUUUGGACUUCACGCGCUGCCCAAUGUUGGUCUGGUUACCCCUGGAUAUGUUGCUGCUUUCCAUUUGGAAUUUGACAAAGGGAAGAAGGAGGAUAUAAAACCUGGGGAGCUCCACAAGGUGUUCUUUAUGGCCACAGGAGGGAGCUCAAAUCCAGACAUGGGAGGAUUGGCUUGAUUUCGGAUCCAGAGCCUCUUAAACUCUCACUUUUCCUCUAAGCUGGUCCCUGUUAUGUCCAGGAUCUGGCACCUGCUUGACAUUUACUUUGAGUUCCAGAGGACCAGAGACCUAGGAUGAGGAGCAUUGGAUCUGCCCUGAACCUGCUUUUGGUAUCGCCACUCUACUUUGUGUGGACCGUGGUCGCUCUGGACCUGGCACAAACUCCCUGCACCACUUUGGUCCAGGGGAAAUUCUUUGGGUAUUUCUCCUCCUUCGCCGUCUUCCCGUUGAACUCCUCUCUCUGCUCUUGGAUUAUCCAGAACCCCGACCCUCGGAGGUACACCUUGUACAUGAAGAUCCUCAAACCCACCGGCGUAUGUGACCACCAGCACAUCCGCACCUACCAGUUCGACUCCUUCCUGGAGUCUACCCGCACCUACCUGGGCAUGGAGAGCUUCGACGAUGUGCUGAAGCUCUGUGAUGGGUCCACCCGCUACGCCUUCCUCCAGUCCAACAAACAGUUCCUCCAGAUGAAGCAGACUGCGCCACCAGGGGUGGAGAACGGACCCGUGCGGUGGAAGCCCAUGAAAGCUCAGGAAAGGGACUUCUCGGUGGAAUACCUCGUGGUGGGCAACAGGAACCCUAGCAAAGCCGCGUGCCAGAUGCUCUGCAAGUGGCUGGAUGCGUGCCUGGCCAUCAGCAGCAGCUCCCACCCCUGUGGCAUUAUGCAGACCCCCUGCUCUUGCUCGGGAGGGGAGGUCCUGGAUCAAGCCAGCGAGAUCCUGGGGCUCGCAAAGAAGAAGGAAGAUUGUUACAAGGAUGGGAUUUACUUGGAGAACUGCAUGAGCAGCCCGAAGGACAGCAGCGGAGUGGAGUUCAUGGGUGGUUGGAACUCGUGGUCGGCUUGGGGCGACUGCACCAAGGACUGCGGGGGAGGCCUGCAGACCCGCAUGCGCUCCUGCAAGCCCCUUCCCAACGAAGGCCUUGCCUGCGAGGGAGUCCUGGAGGAAGGACGGCUGUGCAAUAGGAAGGCGUGCAAUACCAAUGGACGCUAUAAUUCCAGAAGCCAAUCGCUGAGGUCCACAGAUAACAGAAAGCGAGAGGACACUGACGAACUGCAGCACUACGGGUACCCUGCACCUCAAAUAGGUGACCCCGCGGCGGAGGAGUGGUCCCCGUGGAGCGUGUGUUCGACCACCUGCGGGGAGGGCUGGCAGACCAGGACCAGGUUCUGCGUGUCGUCUUCCUACAGCACUCAGUGCAGCGGUCCUCUCCGGGAGCAGAGGCAGUGCAACAACUCUGCCGUGUGCCCAGUGCAUGGCACCUGGGACGAGUGGUCUCCGUGGAGCCUGUGCUCUUCCACUUGUGGGAGAGGGUACAGGGACCGGACCCGCACGUGCAAGCCCCCACAGUUUGGUGGGAACCCCUGCGAGGGCCCGGAGAAGCAAACAAAAUUCUGCAACAUCGCACUUUGCCCAGGCCACUCAGUGGACGGCAACUGGAAUGAGUGGUCGAGCUGGAGCUCCUGCUCAGCCUCCUGCUCCAACGGUACCCAACAGCGGACGAGGGAGUGCAAUGGGCCCUCCUACGGGGGAGCCGAAUGCCAAGGACACUGGGUGGAGACCAGGGACUGCUUCCUACGCCAAUGCCCAGUGGAUGGGAAGUGGCAAGCCUGGGGCGUGUGGGGCAGCUGCACCACCACAUGUGGAGGUGGGACCCAACGACGUGACCGGGUGUGCUACGGGCCCUUCUUCGGUGGAGAGUCUUGCCAGGGCCCCAAGGAAGAGUACAAGCAGUGCAAUGACAGGAGGUGUCCUGAACCCCAUGAGAUCUGUGACGAGGAAAGCCUUGCCUCUGUGGUUUGGAAGGAGACGCCCGCGGGGGACGCUGCAGCUGUCCGGUGUCCUCGCAAUGCCACCGGGCUGAUCCUUCGAAGAUGCACUUUAGAUGAAGAAGGGAUAGCUUACUGGGAGCCUCCAACCUAUGUCAAGUGUGUUUCUAUUGAUUACAGGAACAUACAGAUGCUGACCAGGGAACAUCUUUCCAAAGCUCAGCGUGGGCUGAUGGUAGACGGGCUGUCAGAAGUGAUCCAAAACCUUGUGGAAAUCUCCCAGGAUGGGACCAGCUACAGUGGGGACUUGCUGUCCACCAUUGAUGUACUCAGGAACAUGACAGAGAUCUUCCGUAGGGCUUAUCACAGCCCGACUUCUGGGGAUGUUCAGAACUUCGUCCAGAUCAUCAGCAACCUUUUAUCAGAGGAAAACCGAGAGAAAUGGGAAGAAGCUCAGCUGAUAGGGCCAAAUGCCAAGGAGCUGUUCAGGCUGGUGGAGGAUUUCAUUGAUGUCAUCGGCUUCCGCAUGAAAGAUUUCCGGGACUCCUACCAAGUGACCGACAACCUGGUCCUCGGCAUUCACAAGCUGCCCGCUAAUGCAGCAACUGACAUCACCUUCCCCAUGAAAGGCUGGAGGGGCAUGGUGGACUGGGCCAAGAAUUCGGAGGACAAGGUCACUGUCUCCAAGAGCAUCCUGUCUUCAGGGCUGGCAGAGGCAGACGACUCUUCUGUCUUCGUGGUGGGGACUGUGCUGUACCGGAAUGUGGGCAACAUCCUCUCACUCCAGAGGAACAGCACUGUUCUAAACUCCAAGGUCAUCUCUGUGACUGUGAAGCCAUUUCCCCGGUCUCUCCUCACCCCCUUGGAAAUUGAAUUCUCCCACCUGUACAAUGGAACCACCAACCAGACCUGCAUCCUGUGGGACGAAAAUGAAGGAGCCUCCGCCUCCGCCUCCCCGCCCGGCGCCUGGUCCUGGCGCGGCUGCCGAACGGUCCCGCUCGACGCCUCCCGGACCAAAUGCCUGUGUGACAGGCUCGCCGCCUUCGCCAUCUUAGCCCAGCUCAACCCCGACAUGAACAUGGAAAAGGUGCUGGUCCCUUCUGUCACGUUAAUUGUAGGCUGUGGAGUAUCUUCGCUGACACUUUUGCUGUUGAUUAUCAUUUAUGUCUCUGUUUGGAGGUACAUCCGCUCAGAGCGCUCCGUCAUUCUCAUCAACUUCUGCCUCUCCAUCAUCUCCUCCAACGCUCUCAUCCUGAUCGGACAGACCCAGACCCGGAACAAGGUGAUAUGCACGCUGGUGGCGGCUUUCUUGCACUUCUUCUUCCUCUCCUCUUUCUGCUGGGUGCUGACCGAGGCCUGGCAGUCCUACAUGGCCGUGACGGGCCGGUUACGGAACCGCAUCAUCCGCAAGCGCUUCUUGUGCCUCGGAUGGGGGCUCCCCGCCUUGGUGGUUGCCAUUUCCGUGGGGUUUACAAAAGCCAAGGGGUACGGCACCGCAAACUACUGCUGGCUGUCAUUAGAGGGAGGUCUUCUCUACGCCUUCGUGGGACCAGCAGCCGCUGUCGUUUUGGUGAACAUGGUUAUUGGCAUUCUGGUUUUUAACAAACUUGUAUCCAAAGAUGGAAUAACAGAUAAGAAACUGAAGGAACGGGCAGGGGCAUCCCUUUGGAGCUCCUGCGUGGUCCUGCCUCUCCUGGCUCUCACCUGGAUGUCUGCAGUUCUGGCAAUCACAGAUCGGCGAUCGGCGCUCUUCCAGAUCCUUUUUGCUGUCUUUGACUCAUUGGAGGGCUUUGUCAUCGUGAUGGUUCAUUGUAUCCUUAGGAGAGAGGUCCAGGAUGCUGUGAAGUGCCGAGUCGUAGAUCGUCAGGAAGAGGGCAAUGGAGACUCUGGGGGUUCAUUUCAGAACGGACACGCUCAACUAAUGACCGAUUUUGAGAAGGACGUGGAUAUGGCUUGUAGAUCAGUGCUGAAUAAAGACAUCACCGCCUGCAGGACCUCAACCAUCACAGGAACGCUGAAACGCCCAUCACUACAGGAUGAGGAGAAAUUGAAACUCAAUCACCAGAAGGGGUCCUCAAACUUUAACAGUCUUCCAGCCAACGUCUCCAAGAUGCAUCUGCAGGGUUCCCCGCACUACCUGGGGGCCAUCAACCUGAACGAGUUCAGCAAUCACAGUCUCACGCUGAAGAAGGACAAGAACCAGCCGCCCAAAUCCAUCUACAUCUGUGAUGGGGACAUCUUCAAGAAGUUGGACUCAGAACUCUCCCGGGCCCAAGAACAAACGCUGGACACCAGCUAUGUCAUUCUGCCUACCAACACGUCUACCUUACGGGCCAAACCACCCAAGGACGAGAGCAAAUACAGCAUCAAUAUUGACCAGAUGCCCCAGACAAGGCUGAUCCACCUCAGUAUGGCUACUGACCCAGGCUUUGUCGUCAAGAGUCCUCCACGGGAGCCUGUGACCAUGACUUGCAGUGAGGUGCAGGGUUCCUCCAUGAUACAACAGCAGCAGCAGCUGCCCCCACAGAAUAUCUCCAAUGAGUCACAGAUUCCCAACAGCCUGUGUGACACAGGAGACUCAGGGAACUCAGGUGUGGUGUCCAAGAGUGAGACCGUCUCCACCCUCUCCAUGAGCUCCUUGGAGAGACGGAAAUCCCGGUAUGCAGAGCUAGAUUUUGAGAAAAUCAUGCACACAAGAAAACGUCACCAAGACAUGUUCCAAGACCUGAACAGAAAACUCCAGCACGCAGAGAAGGAGAAGGAGUCUCCAACAACGGACAGCAAGCAAGAAAAACAGCAGACACCAAACAAGAGACCCUGGGAAGGAAUCAGGAAAGUCCAGUCCCCACCGUCAUGGGUUAAAAAGGACAUCGAACCUGUGGCACAGUCUCCCUUAGAACUAAAAACUGUAGAGUGGGAGAAAACAGGGGCCACCAUCCCUCUGGUGGGACAAGACAUUAUUGACCUUCAGACGGAGGUCUGAGCGGAAAGGGAAGAAAGGGACUUUUUUUUUUUCCGGAAAACAAACGAAACAAACAAACAAAACCACGUUUUAAAGAAAUGAUUAAAUUAAAUCGGAACCGAGCGAGAGAAGUGUUUGGUUUCUUUUGAAACCUUUGGUAAGACGGAGUAACUUUUGUAUUGUUCUCAGCAGAGAGGGGAAAUAUUACUUUAUAGAGUAUAGUAGCUGUAGGUUCAGGACAACACGAGCUUUCCCAGGUAGGACUGGAGAAGAAGUGAGCCUGGAAGAAAGCGAGGAGGAGGCAGAGGGUGGGGAGGAGCUGCUGGGGAAGAGCCCUGUGGAUGCUUUCGGGCCGCUGCCACACGCCGGGAGCCUUCCUGCUUUGCCACCAGGAGGUGCAGAAGGACAGCCAGCAGCCACCACAAAGGGCCAAGAAGAUCGAGGUUGUUUGGGGAGCGCAAGAGGUGACGCCAGCGGUGCGGUCCGGCUGGAGGUCCUGGAGGAGAACUCAGCUUUGAGGGGUUGUGGCAUCCCUUGCCAGUCCUCACUCCCCACCUCUCCCUCACCAGCUUGUCUGAGAAAGAAGGAGCCGGGAUGUGCCCAGCGGUGGCCGAGAAGACGCCCCCACUUCUCCGUGCCACCCCACGACCUGGCAUCUCCGCCGCAGGUCCGUACGGGGACCAGGGGGGACAUGGUGGGCGAGAGUCACGUCACCCAUGGCUCAGGUGGAGAGGUAAGGUGGGGCUUUCUCCUCUCAACCCCCCCGUGGUGGAGCUCCUGUGUGCCCCGAGGAGUGGGCCAAGCACAGGAGGAAGGAACCACCUCCAAAACCUGCUCGCCCCAUCUCCAGGGAGAGGGUUGAAGGUGUUAGAAAAAAGAGACCACCAAGACGAAUGUAGGUCAUUUCAUUGACUGUUACAUAGAUAAACUCAGCACAGGCCUUGCAAAGGUCUGCUUGGCCUCAUCCUUUUUUUUUUUUUUUUUUUCUGUUACUUUUCCUUGCUUUCGGACUCAGAUUUGUUCCAAGCUGCCCCUCCCUGGAAGGCAGAGAGAGAAAGAGGGAAAGACAGAUCCACCGAUGUACCUGGAGAUAUUUGGUAUACAGAGAUGUUGCCUUAGGACAUUGAGACAAACUGACAACAUGAAUAACGUCCACUUGGAAACAAACAAACAAAAAAAAUAAUCUAUUUUUUUCCUUCUUCUUUUCUUUUCUUCAAUAAAAAGAGAACUUGAAACCCGAGACCUUUCUUUUCUUUGGCUCUUGUCGUUUCGAAUGCCUUUCCGUGCCGUAGGACCGCGCAGGCAUGGGGUGAGGAUGCCACCUGCUGAAGGUGGAAGGCAACUUGCUCCGUGGAAAGUUUGGGAUGGUGGGAAUACACGGCCCCCUUUGCCUCUCGCUUGCAAUGUUUUGCUUUGCUUUAUUCAUUUUGGGCUUCAGUUCUUGUCCCCUCGCUGGCUCAUCUUCUCCCUCCCGACUGCCCAGAGCCAGCGGGCAGGUUUGUGGUCCUACAAGAAGGAAAAGGCGGAGUGGUCAGGAGCGUGGGGCAUUCCUCAUCAUAAAAUGCUCUGUUUAUUUCAUCAUGAAAAAAAUAACAAUAUAUUUUUUUUUUCAUUAGACAUUCGUCAAGGUGAUCUACAAAAAAUGCUAUCUACAUUUCACCCCAAAAAAGUGUUGUGCAAUAUUUUUAUCAUUAAAAAAAUAUACCACUGGCAUUCCAUGCAGCCUUUUAUUUCAUGUAUUAUUAUUUUUUUUAAUCAUUCCCAACAGUGUCUGACAUUUGGGACAACUUUCCCAGCUUUGGAGAUGUGCAGUGCCAAACCUCUGUCUGUGAGUGGCCGGAUUCUGCCAGACAGCAGUAAAGCUUGAUAAGGGUCUGAGUUAUUACUUAAUGUCUGGGUUUCCUUUUUUUUUUUUUUUUUUUUAAUUAUUAUUAUUUUAACGUUUUUAGGAAAAAGCUAUGAACCCAAGAGGUAAAACAGUCACUGCCCCCAGUUGUGCUUCUCCCACUGAGAGGUGUUGCUGGACAUGCAAACAUCUCUGUGCCAGCUUUCCGUUGGGCCACCUGGGUUGUUGGUCUCUAAGGACAGUGGCAUUUACCUUGCCAUUAAGUGUGUAAUAUGACGGAUGGAAAGAAAAACUUGAAAAUCCAAACAGGUUAAUAAUAGGAAAAUGAUUACUUAUAAAAACUGUGAUAUUAUUGUCCAAUUUUAGAUUAUUCUAUGAAACAGGAAAGCACAAAGGCCUCCCUCAGAUGCCGGGUUGUAUGAUAUUGUAAUUAUUAUAAUUACAAAUAAUGAAUUUUAGCAAACAGAUAUCUUUAUACUGUGUUUUAAAUAUUUUUUUCUUUUUUUUUUUUCUCCUCUCCCUGCCUACCUGAACCUGCCCUCUCCUCCCCAACCUUUCCCAUUCACCCAUUCACUCUGGCCUACUUGCAGGACAUUAACGGUGUUAUGUAAUUACAGAGAUAAAUGUUUGUUUAAUAACUGUUGAUAUUCGACUUUCUCUGCUCAGUUCCUUCGGUUAAUUCUGUUUUUCCUCACCCUACCCGCCCCAUGCCAUGCCAUCCCUUCCUUCCCUCCUCUCUAUGUUCGUCAGUUUUUUUUUUUCUGUACAGUUUUCAGAGCACAAAAUGAAUGUGUCUUAUUUCUAAUAAAAGAGGUGGAAACUCUA
Molecule: messenger RNA, 8170 nt
Organism: Anas platyrhynchos (mallard)
Lineage: Eukaryota; Metazoa; Chordata; Aves; Anseriformes; Anatidae
Source: RefSeq, a predicted model, not a curated record